AUGUCCAAGGUCAAGACCUUAGCACUUGCCUCUUUCCUCUCUAUGGGAGUAAUGGCGAUCCCUAUCGUCUCCUACGCCGGCCACUUUUAUGAAGGUUGCACUGGCCCCAGCAUUACAGCUACCAAUGUUGCAGCAUCAUACUGCUCCAAUGUGGAAAAUUUUCCGAUCAAAUCUUUCACGGCCUAUGUAUCCUCUGGGGCCUGUGAUAAUGCCAAAACUCCGGUUUUGAAUGUCUACACUGAAGCGAAUUGUGGAUCUGGGUUGUUUAAGACGGUGGACGUGGGUAGUGAGAAGCAGUGUAUUGAGGCGGAUACCACCAUUGUGAGCCUGGGGGUUGAGUGUGUUUAG
Aspergillus alliaceus is the source of this 348-nucleotide messenger RNA. RefSeq lists its product as uncharacterized. NCBI's taxonomy places the organism in Eukaryota, Fungi, Ascomycota, Eurotiomycetes, Eurotiales, Aspergillaceae. Bases 1 to 348 code for a protein of 115 amino acids. The transcript is spliced from 2 exons. The record is from RefSeq and is a predicted model, not a curated record.